This is a messenger RNA of Nematolebias whitei (Rio pearlfish), 1561 nucleotides long. It is a transcript of the gene isl2b, whose product is annotated as ISL LIM homeobox 2b. NCBI's taxonomy places the organism in Eukaryota, Metazoa, Chordata, Actinopteri, Cyprinodontiformes, Rivulidae. Gene Ontology annotation, biological process: positive regulation of transcription by RNA polymerase II; neuron fate specification; axonogenesis. Gene Ontology annotation, cellular component: nucleus. The coding region runs from base 86 to 1165 and encodes 359 amino acids. The transcript is spliced from 6 exons. Gene Ontology annotation, molecular function: cis-regulatory region sequence-specific DNA binding; DNA-binding transcription factor activity, RNA polymerase II-specific. The record is from RefSeq and is a predicted model, not a curated record.
GAGAUACACAAGUUAUCUGGGAGGCAGCCGAAGGGCCGGUGAUCAUCUUUUCUGCACCCGCCGCGGACCCCUCCAUCCCUCCUGUAUGGUGGAUAUUAUUUUCAGCUCUUCUUUCUUGGGUGAUAUGGGGGAUCAUUCCAAAAAGAAACCAGGAUUCGCCAUGUGUGUAGGCUGCGGGAGUCAGAUCCACGACCAGUACAUCCUGAGAGUUUCCCCCGACCUGGAGUGGCACGCAGCCUGCCUGAAGUGCGCGGAGUGCAGCCAGUAUCUGGACGAGACGUGCACUUGUUUCGUCCGGGACGGAAAAACCUACUGCAAGAGAGAUUAUGUAAGGCUGUUUGGCAUCAAAUGCGCCAAAUGCAACCUGGUGUUCAGCAGCAGCGACUUCGUGAUGAGAGCUCGGAAUAAUGUGUACCACAUCGAGUGCUUCCGGUGCUCGGUGUGCAGCCGGCAGCUGCUGCAGGGCGACGAGUUCUCCCUGCGGGAAGAGGAGCUGCUGUGCCGGGCAGACCACUGCCUGCUGCUGGAGAGGAGCUCCGCGGGGAGCCCCGGGAGCCCCGGACACGUGCACCCCAACAGAGCGCUGCACCUGGCAGACCCCGUGACGGUGCGGCAGGCCCCGCACCGGAACCACGUGCACAAACAGUCGGAGAAGACGACGCGGGUCCGGACGGUGCUGAACGAGAAGCAGCUGCACACCCUGCGGACCUGCUACAACGCCAACCCGAGGCCGGACGCGCUCAUGAAGGAGCAGCUGGUGGAGAUGACGGGCCUGAGCCCCCGCGUGAUCCGGGUCUGGUUCCAGAACAAGCGCUGCAAGGACAAGAAGAAGUCCAUCCUGAUGAAGCAGCUCCAGCAGCAGCAGCACAGUGAUAAGACUAACCUCCAAGGACUCACGGGGACGCCUCUUGUGGCCGGAAGUCCCAUCCGACAUGAGAGCACGGUGCAGGGGAACCCCGUGGAGGUCCAGACCUACCAGCCCCCCUGGAAAGCUCUGAGUGAGUUCGCGCUGCAGAGCGACCUGGACCAGCCAGCUUUCCAACAACUGGUGUCUUUCUCUGAAUCGGGCUCUCUGGGGAACUCCUCGGGCAGCGACGUGACUUCCUUGUCCUCUCAGUUACCGGACACCCCGAACAGUAUGGUCCCCAGCCCGGUGGAGACGUGAGAACCGUCAUGGUGGUGGUGGUGCAGCCUCCCUCCAUACCCCCCUCCAUACACACACACACUUCCCUCCCAUCUUCUUCCAACGUCACCCAGCUGCAGCUUUUUUUUUAAUUUUUAUUUUUCUGCAAGGACAGUUUGCAGCAUGAGCCCCCUCCUCCUCUCUCCUUCAGCCUCCCUGCAUGUAUCAGCUCAUCACUUCCAAGAGGAGAGACUUUUGUUUUUUUUAAACUUCAUGGAGGAGGAGAAGGAACAAAACGAUUUUAUUUUAUUUUUUUAACAUUUUUGGUGAGAGCAAGAACAAAACUGAGCAGAACAAUUGAUGCAUGACUUCACGAGGAGAACAGCGAUGUACAGAAGACCUCCAGUCCAGAUGGAUUUACUGCAAGCCUCUCCUCAG